UCCCCUAUCCUCUCAACCUCCAUUUGUAACCGUAACUAGCCGUUAACUAGAUAUUAUGCCCAUGGAUAAUGCCCUAUCCCGAUUAGGGUUUCUAAAACCUAGGUUCUCCGACCUCACCAAACACCACCAAUCCCUUCUCCUCCUCCGAGGGUUUUCGCUGCACGGCUCCCAUGGCGUUGCUCGGAGAUCUCUCUGCGUCUCGGUUUUCCGAAGUUCUCUCCAAGGCAACGAAAAUGUUGGAGAGGAUGUGAUGCGAAUGUUCUUCAAGGAGAGACAACUGAGUGGGGAUCUCAUUUCGAAAGCUUCUGACAUGCUAUGGGGAAGGAAAGACUUAAAACUUGAUGAAUUAGAAGCUAGCAUUGUGGAGGAGGACUGUCAGCAAUCUAAUGACGCAAUGGAAAGUGAAGCCGACAGCGGAUUUUUGAAGCUUACGACAACUAGAGACUGGAUAGCUGGUGACAGCAGCGCUCCGCUGAACAGGAAAUUAGCAGCUGAGAAUAGGCAGCAUGAUAGCGAAAAAAGGAAGAAACUCAACCUUCUGAAAUAUGAAGCGCUUAAGAGUGAACUCCUGCUAUUGACCACCGGAAUAGGAGCUGCUUGCAGUCUGUAUUGUUUGCUGAACUUUUCUUUCGAGGCUGCUGUAAGUUAUGCUUCUGGAGUUCUUUUCAGUUGCUUGUACCUUCAGCUUCUUUAUUAUCACACAGACAACCUGUCGAAAGAGGCUAUUCCUACUAUUUUUCUGCAGAAGAAAUCAAAGAAUAAAAUUGGAAUAAGAAGUGAGGAUUUGAAGAAUGUUGUGGAGAAAACAUUGAGCGGGACCACAAUUGCUCUCUCAUCCCCCAGGCUUGUAAUUCCUGCAUCAAUUUAUGGCUUGUGGGCCUUGUCACGUCAUUUCAAUAAUGAUUUUUUUGAUUUCCAGAUUGUUCCAGGAAUGAUGGGCUUUUUUGCAUAUAAGGCGGCAGCUUUGGUGCAAGUUUACAGAGACAACGAGAACCUGCACAUGAUAUUUCCAGAAAAUGAGGGCACUGAAAACACUUAAAAGGUGCAGAUGUAGAAAGCUUUCCAAAGUCACCAACCCCUUUCAAAAAGUCUUGUAUGUCUUGUAGAAACAUCUUUGAUGAAAAAAGCCAUUGCAGAUUCUUUGCUGUUCGGAGAGCAAUACAGCGCUAACUACUCUGUAAAACUGAUAAAUUUUCCUUGUUUUUAAUAAAAAUUGCCGUACUCCAUAGAUACAA
Ananas comosus (pineapple) is the source of this 1235-nucleotide messenger RNA. RefSeq lists its product as uncharacterized. The record is from RefSeq and is a predicted model, not a curated record. NCBI's taxonomy places the organism in Eukaryota, Viridiplantae, Streptophyta, Magnoliopsida, Poales, Bromeliaceae. Bases 56 to 1039 code for a protein of 327 amino acids. The transcript is spliced from 9 exons.